AACCAGUCCCAGCCCAGCCGGGGAGGCUGCGGGCGCGCCGGCAGCGCCGGGCGGCAGCGCUGGGGGAGAGCGACCCGGCCCCGGCCCCGUUCCCAGCCCCCGCCGUCGGUGCGGGACGGCCCCGCCAUGGGCACGGCGCCGCAGGCUGGGUCUGUGAAGACGGGGAAGAUGCCAGAAGGGGAGAAGACGAGGCAGUGCAAGCAGGAAGCGGAGCAGCAGCACAAAGAAGAUGAGCGGGAGGGCCUCAUCGAGUUCUACGGCUCCUACCAGGAGCUCUUCCAGUUCUUCUGCAGCAACACAACCAUCCACGGAGCUAUCCGCCUGGUGUGCUCCAAAAAGAAUAAGAUGAAGACAGCCUUCUGGUCCGUUCUCUUCUUUCUCACCUUCGGCUUGAUGUACUGGCAGUUUGGGAUCCUCUACAGGGAGUACUUCAGCUACCCUGUCAACCUCAACCUCAACCUUAACUCCGACAGGCUGACUUUCCCUGCUGUGACGCUUUGCACCCUCAAUCCAUACAGAUACAGUGCCAUCCGGAAGAAGCUGGAUGAGCUGGACCAAAUCACCCACCAAACACUGCUGGACCUUUAUGACUACAAUAUGUCUCUGGCACGGAGUGACUGGUCAACGGCGUCCACACGAAAGCGCACCUCAAGGAGCCUGCUCCAUCACGUUCAGCGCCACCCGCUGAGAAGGCAGAAGCGUGAUAACUUGGUCAGCUUCCCAGAGAACAGCCCCUCGGUGGACAAGAAUGACUGGAAAAUUGGCUUUAUUCUGUGCAGUGAGAACAACAAGGAUUGUUUCCAUCAGGUGUACUCCUCAGGGGUGGAUGCAGUGCGGGAAUGGUACAGCUUUCACUACAUCAACAUCCUGGCGCAGGUGCCUGAUGCGAAAGCCCUGGAUGAGUCUGACUUCGAGAAUUUCAUUUACGCUUGCCGCUUCAAUGAAGCAACAUGUGACAAGGCGAAUUAUACCCACUUCCACCAUCCCUUGUAUGGGAACUGCUAUACCUUCAACGACAACAGCAGCAGCCUGUGGACAUCCUCUCUGCCUGGGAUCAGUAACGGUCUCUCUCUGGUGGUGCGCACUGAGCAGAACGAUUUCAUCCCUCUGUUGUCCACGGUGACAGGAGCCAGGGUCAUGGUCCACGACCAGAAUGAGCCAGCCUUCAUGGAUGAUGGGGGCUUCAAUGUGCGUCCAGGUAUUGAGACCUCCAUCAGCAUGAGAAAGGAGAUGACCAUGCGCCUUGGGGGCAGUUACAGCGAUUGCACAGAGGAUGGCAGUGAUGUGCCAGUGCAAAACCUGUACUCAUCCCGCUACACUGAGCAGGUCUGCAUUCGUUCCUGCUUUCAGCUCAACAUGGUAAACCGCUGUAGCUGUGCAUAUUAUUUCUAUCCCUUACCCGCCGGAGCAGAAUAUUGUGACUACACUAAGCACGUAGCAUGGGGCUACUGCUAUUACAAACUCCUGGCUGAAUUCAAAGCUGAUGUGCUGGGCUGUUUCCACAAGUGUCGGAAGCCUUGCAAAAUGACAGAAUACCAGCUCUCAGCUGGAUACUCUCGCUGGCCUUCUGCUGUCUCAGAGGAUUGGGUUUUUUACAUGCUUUCACAACAGAACAAAUAUAAUAUCACAUCCAAGAGGAAUGGAGUUGCCAAAGUGAAUAUAUUUUUUGAGGAAUGGAACUACAAGACCAACGGGGAGUCACCAGCCUUCACGGUAGUAACUCUGUUGUCCCAGCUGGGGAAUCAGUGGAGUCUGUGGUUUGGAUCCUCUGUCCUGUCCGUGAUGGAGCUUGCAGAACUGAUUCUGGAUUUCAUUGCCAUCACCUUUAUCCUGUCCUUCCGCUGGUUCCGCUCCCGGCAGCGGCAUUCCCCCCCAGCACCCCCUCCGAACAGCCACAACAACACUGCCUUCCAAGACGAGGCAUCGGGACUCAGUGCUCCACAUCGCUUCACUGUUGAGGCUGUAGUGACCAUGCUGCCUUCUUACAACAGCCUGGAACCACACGGUCCCAGCAGGGAUGGUGAGGUGUGUCACGAGUAAGACAGUGGCUGAUUCCACAGUUCAGCUAGGUGGCAAUCAGACCAGAAGCUGCAGUCACUCUGUGGGACCUUUCUUUCUCUUCGGGAUGCUCUGCCUGGAUCAUAGCAGAGGACUGCACUGUGGUUGGCCUAUGUUAAUCGCUUUCACUAUUGUACGAUAAUUCUUCAGUCUCACAAAAUAAUAUUGCUCUGCAGAUCACCAGGGAUGACAGUCAACCUUGUGUUUGUAUGGGGGAGAUACCAAUUUGGUUUACUUAAAGUCCUUCUGUGUGCACACCUCCACGUGCAUGCAUGCAUGCUUUCUUUUCUCUGCAACAAGGAUGCUGCCACAGCUGUCAUCUGUUGUUAAUUAAAAGAGGUUUAGCACA
Molecule: messenger RNA, 2407 nt
Organism: Oxyura jamaicensis (ruddy duck)
Lineage: Eukaryota; Metazoa; Chordata; Aves; Anseriformes; Anatidae
Gene: SCNN1A
Product: sodium channel epithelial 1 subunit alpha
Exons: 13
Coding region: 127-2040 (637 amino acids)
Biological process (GO): sodium ion transmembrane transport
Cellular component (GO): membrane
Molecular function (GO): ligand-gated sodium channel activity
Source: RefSeq, a predicted model, not a curated record